Messenger RNA from Leucoraja erinaceus (little skate), 887 nucleotides. It is a transcript of the gene nop16, whose product is annotated as NOP16 nucleolar protein homolog (yeast). The coding region runs from base 137 to 649 and encodes 170 amino acids. Gene Ontology annotation, cellular component: nucleolus. The transcript is spliced from 5 exons. NCBI's taxonomy places the organism in Eukaryota, Metazoa, Chordata, Chondrichthyes, Rajiformes, Rajidae. The record is from RefSeq and is a predicted model, not a curated record. Gene Ontology annotation, biological process: ribosomal large subunit biogenesis.
CAACAACCGCGGCUAGAUCCGCCCACGCCGGUUAGAGGUCGGGGGUCGGGGGUCGGAGGCCGCGCCACGCCGGUUGCUGGGGUGUGUGCGAGAAGGUUGGUCGGUUGGACGUCGCCCGCCUGGAAAUCGCUGCAAGAUGCCGAAAGCAAAAGGUACAAACAGGAGGAAGAAGUUCGACUACACGACGAAUCGGAAAAAGCUGAAGCGGAAGAUGGCGAAGAAGGCUGCGCCCCGGAUCGAGUGUGCACAGAUAAGAAAUGCGUGGAACAACAGAAAAUCAGUUGCUCAAAAUCUAGCUGAAAUGGGUUUGGCGUCUGAUCCAAACCGCACACUUCCCAUUCAGAAAGUCAAGAAAAUGGAAGUUAGAGAGAAGGUUGUUAUUAACCCACAUGUCAUUAAUGAGCUAGAGGCAGAAGCAAGCCUCCCAGAAGUAACAAUGUCCACUUUGUCCAAAGAAUUCAUUGACUAUGUUCGAUAUAUGAUUGAGACCUAUAAGGAUAACUAUAAGGCAAUGGCAAGAGAUGACCUGAACUAUUACCAGGACACACCACAUCAGAUCAAGAAAAAAAUUGAGUCUUACAAACGCUUUUAUCCAAGUGAAUAUGCUUCUUUGAAUGCUGCUUUACAGCAAAAAAUGGAAAUAUCUUGAGACAUUUUUCAACUGUGCUGGUGCCCUAUCAAACGUUUUUUUCCCCUGGAGCUCUUGUAUGCCAUUCAGAUUUGCAAAGACCAUUGCAGAAAAUGGAUUAUUGUCGUAGUAUUGAGGCUAUCUUUGAAUAUCAGUUCUAGAAAUGAGCGAUUCUGGCAACCAUGAUGUCAUAAAGUAACGAGCUGUUUAUUUUAAUAUUUUGUACUGUAACCUGAAUAAAAUGUAUUUUAACAGCUUG